ACCCCAAGGGAUUGCUGAAAAAGUAAAGAAAGUACACCUUUGUGCUCGAGCGGUGACCAGACCAGACCACCUUUUGAUUUUUUAACUUCUUCCUCCGUCCCCCUUUCCCCUUGGAUUUAUCCACAAAACUCCCAUUUUCUCUUUUCUGCAAUUUCAUGGGAUUCCUCUCAGUUCAUCCAUAAUUUUUCAAAUCAGAAUCUUUUUCACUUAAAGUCACAAUCUAUCUCUUUCUUCUUGUUGCAUACCCAACUGGGUCUACAAUAAUUUCUGCAAAAGAGCCAACAAUCUGUGUAAAUUUGAGGAAAAAUGUCUGAAAGUCCAGCUAAAGUUCGGUUAGUUCGUUGCCCCAAGUGUGAGAAUCUGCUCCCUGAGGUUACUGAUUAUGCUGUUUAUCAAUGUGGUGGAUGUGGUGCUGUUCUUCGUGGUUGAAGUUUCUUCACCCAUAUUUAUUCGAAAUUUCGAUUUGCAGCAGGGAAUAAACGUAUGGAUUCCGGUGUAUCUUCAGAGAAAUCGGGUGAUGAAACCGACGCGAUUUCAAACAAAAGCGUUAGGAACACGAGUUUCGGGUCUGAAAACGGGGUCAAUUCUAACGCGAGUUCCAGCAGGAGACCCGAGAAAGACGAUAAUAUCACCGACGUUGAAGAACCGAGGUCACGAAGAUCGGUUUGGGCCUCGAAUUGGCGAUACCACGAGACCGAUAUGACUCAAGAAGGUUCAUCAAGUUACCAUCGCGCCCCUCGUCAUGAAUAUGCCGAGCUAGUUGAAAACAUUAACGAUCUAGAGAUCGAUGACGAUCGGGCCGAGCUCUUAAGGAAGUUAGACGAACUCAAAUACGAAAUCGUACGAUCGCGUAACAAGCCUCAUAAUAUUCCUCCUCAUAUGCAUCAUAAAAGCCAUCCUUUAAUGACUAACUUGAAUCAAGUUCAAGUAUUUAGCGACCCGUUUGGGUCACACAAUCACCGAAGAAAUCCGAUUGUACCUUUUGAACAAAACCCGUAUCAUCCUUAUUAUUCCGGGCAGUAUGCCAGCAACGAUAUGGCGGAUAACCGACUGUUUCACCACCCAUCGUGUUCUUGUUUAGCUUGUUACAGUAAGCACCAGCAAGCUCCACCGCCACCUAUUGCACCUCCGGUUUUGCAAAACGAUCCAGUUCUCUACCACCAUGAUUACAACCGCCGGUUCUCCAAUCUUUCUACGAAUUCACAUAGUUCCGCACCCCACACAAGAUGGUCUACAGAAAUCCGCCGUCCUCCAAGGGGAAUCAUAGCCACCGGAGUGAGGCGUUGCGGUACCGUGGCUGGCGGUUCUCCGUUUGUUGCGUGUUGUAAAUGUUACGAAUUGCUUCAAGUACCCAAAAAGAAAACAAAGAAAAUGAGAUGUGCAGCUUGUUCUGAAGUGAUGUUACUUUCCGUUGUCAACAAACGACUCGUUCUCUCCGUUUAUACGGAACCCGAUAAAGAUCCCGAUAAAUUAAAAUACGAUCACAAGACUCGUGCAGAUUCAAAAUGGGGCGGAACUGAAUUUUCCUCGGAGGAUUAUGACAACUCGGGAAAUUUUGACUUUGAGUCAAUGGAUAAGUUGCCAAUCGGAGGCCCGAAUUUGACCUCGUACAAAUCUGGUAUCUCAUACACAUCAGAGGACGAAAUUAGAGUUAAUAUUAUUUUAGACGAUAAUCCCGUUGAUGUAGCGGUGAAUGCCGAUAAACCAUCUCCACCGCCUUCAGGUUCAGCGCUUCAAGAGCAUUUCGACUAUUCAACGAAGUAUAACCGAGCGGGAAAAGGAAACGUAAGCAGAAGGUCAGAUAUGGAACCGCCCGUUAAUUUAGGGGUCCACGGAAGCUCCAUGAAAGACGCUGUAGAGGCGAGCGAGAUCGAGAUUUCGUCGAACGAAUAUUGCGCGAAUACGGGCACGUCUCAAGAAUCUGGGGAUACGAGUAGAGAGACGGAUCAACAAAGAGGGAAUGAAUCGUUCUUUGUGGGUAUGAUCAAGAAAAGCUUUAGGGAGUUGUCGAAGUCUGGUCAACACGUUGACCAGGGAAAAGUCAACGUGACAGUCAACGGGCAGCCUAUACCAGAUCGGUUGGUCAAGAAAGCCGAAAAGCUUGCUGGAACCAUACAGCCCGGUGAUUACUGGUAUGAUUCAAAAGCUGGAUUUUGGGGUAUGAUGGGUGGCCCGUGUCGUGGUAUAAUUCCGCCAUUCAUUGAGGAAUUCAAUUAUCCAAUGCCGGAAAAAUGUGCGGAUGGAAACACAAAUGUUUUUGUUAAUGGAAGAGAGCUUCAUCAAAGAGAUUUGGAUUUGCUUGUGAGUCGGGGACUCCCAACGGAUGCAGAUAGAUCUUAUAUAAUUGACAUAUCUGGAAAAGUGUUUGAUGAGGAAUCGGGUCUAGAGCUUGAAGGCCUCGGUAAACUUGCCCCAACAGUGGAGCGGAAGAAGCAUGGAUUUGGGAUGAAGCCUCCGAGAACAACUGCUGUAUGACGGGUUCAUGGAAACUUUGCGCUUGAGUGUUGCUUUUAGUAUAAAGAUGAAUAGGUUACAGUUUUGUGUAUGGUUGUGUAUGUUAUGUUUGUAGGAAUUUUAUUGAUGAUUUGCUAUUUUUUGAUUUUAUAUGCCCUUUGCUGAGAAUUUGAGGAA
Molecule: messenger RNA, 2631 nt
Organism: Helianthus annuus (common sunflower)
Lineage: Eukaryota; Viridiplantae; Streptophyta; Magnoliopsida; Asterales; Asteraceae
Exons: 5
Coding region: 484-2475 (663 amino acids)
Biological process (GO): regulation of defense response to fungus
Source: RefSeq, a predicted model, not a curated record